AUGAAGUACAAGGCUGGGUUGGUUGGGCUUCACAAAAGCCACCUGGGAAAGCUCGAGGAUGAGGUCCUAGGAAAAGAGGACAUGUUGCCCAAAGAUGGUUCUGAAUACCCUUUGGUACUUGAAGAUGCUUUAGAGGACUAUAUGGAGUUGGAAGCAGCAUCGAUGAGUGUUGGUGGUAGCGAUGUAGAUAUCACGGCCUGGACUAGUGCCGAACGCAAGAAACACCAUUUCAAUUGGGAAGAUCCCAUUUUGGAUGAAACAAAAGCUGCGAUGGAACAGGGCGGCAUCCUUACAUUUGGAGAUUAG
Molecule: messenger RNA, 306 nt
Organism: Penicillium pulvis
Lineage: Eukaryota; Fungi; Ascomycota; Eurotiomycetes; Eurotiales; Aspergillaceae
Exons: 1
Coding region: 1-306 (101 amino acids)
Source: RefSeq, a predicted model, not a curated record